Messenger RNA from Botrytis byssoidea, 402 nucleotides. RefSeq lists its product as uncharacterized. Bases 1 to 402 code for a protein of 133 amino acids. The record is from RefSeq and is a predicted model, not a curated record. Lineage: Eukaryota; Fungi; Ascomycota; Leotiomycetes; Helotiales; Sclerotiniaceae. The transcript has a single exon.
AUGAAUAGUCUCAAAGUUACCAAUACAACCGAUAUCAAAAUACAAAAUAAUACAAAAGACAACAACACCAAGACUACUCCCGCAUACAAUGGAUUCAAGACACCUCCAUCUAACUUCUUGACAUCCCCACUAGGAUCUCCCAGCCAGGUGAAAGCUCCGCGACCUGGUAACAUCCGAAGAGCAUUACCUAUCUCACCAACAGUUGGAAAGAGAGGGUUUCGUAACAGAAACAAUCUUGUCGACAGUCAAAGAGCGGCUCACAGCCUACCCAUUCAUGACAGUCUAUAUUUGAGACUUCUUGCGGAGACUCGUCGUCAACGUGAGAAUCCUAGAGGAAUUUUGAAAAUUCCCGAGACUCAAGAUGAUGGUGCUCAAGAGAUUAUAUCGCCUACGCUCAUGUAG